CCCCUAAUCGGAUCCACUUUCUUCUAUACUUCUCCAACUCGCUUUCUGCUAAAACCCUAGCCUAUCAAUUUCACUUCUCUAAAAUCUCUCCUCGAGUUCACUGGCUCAUUUCACUAAUCUGCAACAAUGGCGGACACCGUGCAAUACCGGCUCGAGCGCAUGGUCGACGAGCUCGAUGACUUGGAGAAGCGAGGGCUAUUCACGCGUCGCGAAAUCGCUGAGAUUGUGAAGCAGAGACGAAAAUUCGAGUAUAGACUGAAGAGACCGAGUCCACUCAAGCAGGACUACUUGGCGUACAUAGAUUACGAGAUUCAGCUAGACGCUCUUCGUCGCCUUCGCAAGAAAUCGGUGGCGCGUGAUCUUAAAAAGAAGGGAAAUAAAAAAAUGAAGAUGUCGGUUUCUGAUUUUGCUGGCGUUUCGAGAAUCGUCGAAAUUUAUAGGCUAGCUGUAUUGAGAUACAAGGGAGAUAUUGAGCUGUGGUUUCGGUAUUUGGAGUUUUGUAGGGAGCGAAGGAAUGGCAGAAUGAAAAAGGUCCUGGCUCAAUUAAUUAGGUUCCAUCCAAAGGUCCCAGGAGUUUGGAUUUAUGGUGCAGCAUGGGAAUUUGACCAUAACUUAAAUGUUGCAGCUGCUCGUGCUCUGAUGCAGAGUGGUUUGAGAGUGUGCCCAACUUCAGAAGAUCUUUGGGUAGAGUAUCUUCGGAUGGAACUCACAUACCUUAACAAGUUAAAGGCCCGAAAGGUUGCCCUUGGAGAGGACAAGGGGACUCUCGUCCGUGAUCCUAGAGAUGCUGAUGAGCAACAAUGGAGAGAAGAAAAUGAGGGUGUUUUUAUGUCACUGGAUGAAGAAAAAGGAAAUAGUAAUGGAUCAAAUGUUAAUAUUGAUGAGUCAGAGAGGAAAGUGGAUUUGUUUAGAGAACAAGGUUUGAACAUUCUUUGGACUAUCUAUAGUGGGGCAAUUGAAGCUCUUCCUCAUAGUUUGGGCCUGAGGAAGCGGUUAUUUGAGAUAUUGGAAGCAACAGAGUUGGCAGAUUCCGAAGACAUGCACAAGGAGAUCCUUAGUGAUAUGAGGAAAGACUUCUCGGAAGAUCCAGAAUACUGGGAUUGGCUUGCUAGACUUGAAAUGACUAAUUCUGGCAAUAUACAACAGAAGAUUGAAGGUAUCAUGUCAACACAACUACAAAAAGCAAUUCAGAUUUAUGAGGAAGCUUUGCUGUUCGUGCCUUCAUCUCUUAUGUUUAACCUAUAUGUAAAGUUCUUUAUGGAUGUUGUUGCUCCUAGAAGAGAAGAAGACCAACUCUUGGGAUUAUCCAAGCAUACUGAAGAUUACAUCUCUCAUAUCUUGAGUAUAUAUGAGAAAGCUGAGACAUUGGGAUGCAUUACUGAGGAACUUGCUUGUGAAUAUGUCUCAUUUUACUUGCAAGUAGGGAGACUAGAUGAAGGAAAGAAGCUAGCAGAAAAACUAUGCAGGGGAAAACUUUCCAAUUCAGUAAAAUUAUGGGUAUUAAGGGCCUCUUUAGAAAUUAGAUGUUUUACAAAUAAUACAGCUGGACCAAGUAACGCUGAUCUACAAUCCAUCUUUGAACUUCUGAGAGGCGUGUUGAAAAGAGUAUCAAUAACAGAAGCUGAGGACUUAUGGAUAACGGCAUUCAAGGUUUUUGCUGUAGAAAAACAUUAUUUUGACAAGCUGGUGGAGAUGUCGUUCACUUCAGUAGUUAAGUAUGGCGGCAGUGAUGAUGGAUUCUCCCUACCAUGUGCUGUUGUAAAUUGUAUUCUUCAGAAGGAUGGUAUUCAGCAAGCCAGAGAGACAUAUAAGCGGUUUCUUGCCUUGCCACGUCCAGGCCUUGCUUUAUACAAAAAUUGCAUCAAGUUGGAAGAGAACCUUGCAUCUAUUGGUGAUAAAGUUUGUCUUGAAAAUGCCCGAAAAAUAUAUGAAUCUGCGCUUGCAACUCAUGACCAAAAUGUCACAUUAUGGCGAGAUUACUAUGCCAUGGAGGUCAAGCUGGGAACAUCAGAAACUGCAAAUGCCGUCUAUUGGCGCGCACAGAAGACACUUGAAAACUUUGCUGCAUUUGCUGCAUCUCCAAUUUUGUCAUAAUACACUAACUGCGUUCAAUUUUGGCCUCGAUACAAUUAUCUUGAUUUUUUUUUUUUGUAAUUUUAUUAGAAACACAGGAGAGAUGGCAAUGAUAGUUUGUUUCUAAUUCCGCAAAUUCCUUUCUGCUUUUUCUGAUUUGGGUGGAUGUCAAAAAGUCUUGUGAGGCAACUGAUUCUCAAAUGCGAGGUGGACUGACGGUUAUUCUAAAAUUGAAGUGGCCUCAUUUUUAAAUGA
Manihot esculenta (cassava) is the source of this 2328-nucleotide messenger RNA. RefSeq names its product U3 small nucleolar RNA-associated protein 6 homolog. Gene Ontology annotation, molecular function: protein binding; snoRNA binding. Bases 127 to 2094 code for a protein of 655 amino acids. The transcript has 6 exons. Gene Ontology annotation, biological process: maturation of SSU-rRNA from tricistronic rRNA transcript (SSU-rRNA, 5.8S rRNA, LSU-rRNA). Lineage: Eukaryota; Viridiplantae; Streptophyta; Magnoliopsida; Malpighiales; Euphorbiaceae. The record is from RefSeq and is a predicted model, not a curated record. Gene Ontology annotation, cellular component: Pwp2p-containing subcomplex of 90S preribosome; small-subunit processome.